Messenger RNA from Brassica rapa (field mustard), 741 nucleotides. RefSeq names its product 50S ribosomal protein L30. Gene Ontology annotation, molecular function: structural constituent of ribosome. The record is from RefSeq and is a predicted model, not a curated record. Lineage: Eukaryota; Viridiplantae; Streptophyta; Magnoliopsida; Brassicales; Brassicaceae. Gene Ontology annotation, cellular component: large ribosomal subunit; mitochondrion. Gene Ontology annotation, biological process: translation.
CCCAAAAUUGGAGCUUGAGUUAGCUAUUGUGUAACUCGUUUCACGACUGUGCUGCUAAAACCCUUGGCCAAACGCGAAGCUCAACGUCUGCUCUGAUCUGAUUCGCCGUCGACGAGCUGUUUCACCGGACUUCUCGCAUCUAUAUCUUCCAGAGAGAGUGAAGGAAGUAAAGGAUGAGUGGUUUUAGAGCAUUCAAAGCUAAAGUGCCCAUUGAAUGGAGCCAGAGCUUGUACAUAACCUUAGUGAGAGGUCUCCCUGGAACCAGGAAGCUUCACAGGCGUACACUCGAGGCUAUGGGACUCCGGAGAUGCCACCGCACUGUUUUGCACUCCAACACUUCUUCCAUUAGAGGAAUGAUUCAACAGGUUAAAAGGAUGGUUGUUGUUGAAACAGAGGAGAUGUACAAAGCUCGCAAAGAAGCUGAAGCUAACCACAAAGCUCUCCGUCCGCCGCUUGUUGUCAGUCAUUCGAUCCCUGCAACAGGCUCAUCCAGCAUGUCUUGAGUAUUUCAAGAAGAUGGUAAACCUCUUCAACCAUCACCUCGUUUAUGAUGAUGCAUUUGUAAUUGCCUUACUUUAAGAUUUUGGCAAAGUUGUGAGGAAGUCAUAAGUAAACUAGACGCAAUAAUAAAUUGUUGGUGUCGGUGAAUUUGGUGCCUCUUGUGUUUCUGUGAUCCUUGUCUAUGUUUGCUCUCGUUUUUUGUCAAAUCUCAAAUCCAUUGGUUUGUUUGCUUUGUGUGUU